Messenger RNA from Cricetulus griseus (Chinese hamster), 540 nucleotides. Lineage: Eukaryota; Metazoa; Chordata; Mammalia; Rodentia; Cricetidae. The record is from RefSeq and is a predicted model, not a curated record.
CCUGUAGCCUGCAGUCAUCUCAAGGUCAUGAUGAUGGGCAACACCCAAGUAGCCAGACUGCUGCUGCUCUACGGUGCCGAACCGAACUGCGAGGACCCAGCCACCCUCUCCCGACCCGUGCACGAUGCAGCGCGGGAGGGCUUCUUGGAAACUCUGAAGAUACUGCACCAGGCGGGGGCGCGGCUGGAUGUGCAUGAUGCCCGAGGUCACCUGCCAAUCGACCUGGCCCAGGAGCGGGGCCAUCUCGAUGUCGUACAGUAUCUAUGUGCGGCCGAGAACCCCCAAGGCAGCCGGCCAGCAGGCAUAGCUUAUGCUCAAACACCCCCAGAGGUCUCGGAUUUCGCGGACCACCCCUGGAGCCCUGCUAAGCCCUCUUUCUGCCUGCCCGGUUCUCCACCUCGGAUCCAUCCCUGGAAAACAGAACAGAGCUUGGCGGUCCCGAUUCGCGUCUGUGAUAGUAGUAUGUGGGAGGCUGAGGCGAGAGCAGCUAGAGGCCCGCUUGCUUUACAAAGAAAUAAAAGGAAAUAAUGCUUUUAAGAA